Molecule: messenger RNA, 516 nt
Organism: Amphiprion ocellaris (clown anemonefish)
Lineage: Eukaryota; Metazoa; Chordata; Actinopteri; Pomacentridae
Gene: ccl20a.4
Product: chemokine (C-C motif) ligand 20a, duplicate 4
Exons: 4
Coding region: 67-333 (88 amino acids)
Biological process (GO): lymphocyte chemotaxis; G protein-coupled receptor signaling pathway; cellular response to interleukin-1
Cellular component (GO): extracellular region
Molecular function (GO): chemokine activity; CCR chemokine receptor binding
Source: RefSeq, a predicted model, not a curated record
GAGCAGAGACAAACUUUACUAAUUCAUCCCAACUGAGAAUCCUGAUCAGAUCCACCGCCGAAGACGAUGGCGAAGCUCGCUGUGUGUGCUGCUGUUCUGCUGCUGCUGCUGGUGGCGCCGAGUGAAACCAGUCCCCCACGGUUUUGCUGCACACGGUACCAAGAAACUCAGGUGCCAGUUAAAAUGCUGAAAAGCUACAGAAUCCAAGAUGACAUGGGUCACUGCAACAUCAAAGCAGUAGUUUUCAAGACCAAGAGAAACAAGGAUUUAUGUGGCAAUCCUGAGGAAGAAUGGGUGCAGAAAGCCAUGGAGCUGAUCCCUCGGAGACACUGAGCAGCAUCAUGGAGGUCACCUGAAGAAAUCAGCCUGAAGACAUAAAGAUGCACAAGAUGAAUUUAAUGCAUCACUUUCAAUUUUUGGAAUUAAAUUAAUAUAAUAUUUUUAGCAUCUAAAAUUUAUUGAUUUGAAAACAAUAAACACAAUAUAUUUUUUGAAAAUUUCGGAUCUACUGCUUUU